CAAACUCGCGACAAGUUCCACCGAUUUCUGUCCACUCCCUCUCCAUCAGCCCGGCCCGCAAUCGGACAAGAGACCCGCCGAUUUAUUCUCCUAGAAAAACGAAUCCUUUCCCUCCCUCCCCUCACCAUCCCUGCCCGAGCUGAAUUCCUCAGCCUCUUCUUCUUGUUCCGAUCCUCUUCGCCACGAGGUGGGCAGGCGGGCAGCGCCUCUCCGCGUGUGGUCGGUGUGAGCGUGCCGGUCCCGGAGGACAGCGCGGCGGCUUCUCUUCUUCCCGGUCCCGCCCCCGCCCGCGAGUCUCUGCGCAGAGGUGAAUAGGAGGGGAUUGAGGCUGCAAUUGAAACUCCGCCUUGGAUUGGAAUGCUUUUGGGAGGGUCGGGGGCUCGUCGCCGGCUGCUUGGGUUGAUGUUGGGAGCGCGCGAAUCGGCUCAAGUUCCGAUCUUGGCGAGUCUGGAAUCCCGGAAUCUUUUGGGGUUUUUGUUUUGAAGUUUUCAAGGCGGCAGGACUGUGCUGCUGAUUUGUCGGAACCCAUGGAGACUACUAGCUCAACAAAUGAGGAUACCGGUAGGGGGACAAUGUGGGAGCUGGAAAGGAAUCUCGAUCAGCCCAUGGAUGCAGAGGCCGGGAGAUUGAGGAACAUGUACAGGGAAAAGACAUACCCAACACUUGUGCUGUUACAGUUAGCUUUCCAAAGCCUUGGUGUGGUGUUUGGGGAUUUAGGCACAUCACCUUUAUAUGUCUUCUACAACAUUUUCCCUCAUGAAAUAGAAGACACGGAACAAGUUAUUGGAGCACUCUCGCUUAUUAUUUACUCCCUUACUCUGAUUCCACUUGUUAAAUACGUCUUCAUUGUCUUGAGGGCAAAUGAUAAUGGCCAAGGUGGAACAUUUGCUCUUUAUUCACUGCUUUGCCGGCAUGCAAAGAUAAACACUAUUCCUAAUCAGCAUCGAACAGAUGAAGACCUAACAACAUACAGUCGCCACACAUAUGAUGAGAAAUCUCUUGCUGCAAGUAUCAAAAGAUGGUUAGAGGGGCACCAACUCAGAAAGAAUGUCAUUCUUAUUAUUGUUCUUUUUGGUACUUGUAUGGCCGUUGGAGAUGGAAUCCUCACUCCUGCCAUAUCAGUUCUUUCUGCGACUGGAGGAAUACAAGUGGAAGAGCCCAAAAUGAGAAAUGAUGUGGUUGUCAUCGUCUCUGUGGUCAUAUUGAUUGGAUUAUUCAGCAUGCAGCACUUUGGCACUGAUAAAGUUAGCUGGCUUUUUGCGCCAAUAGUGUUAGUUUGGUUCAUUCUCAUUGGAAUACUAGGCGCUGUAAACAUCUACAAAUACGAUCGGUCUGUCCUCAAGGCGUUUAAUCCUAUUUAUGUCUAUCGGUACUUCAAGCGAGGGAGGACUAGCUGGGCUUCUUUAGGAGGAAUUAUGCUCAGCAUUACAGGGACAGAAGCACUGUUUGCUGAUCUUUCAUAUUUCCCUGUACAAGCUAUUCAGAUUGCUUUUACCGUGGUUGUGUUUCCCUGCCUUCUUUUGCAGUAUACUGGCCAAGCUGCCUAUAUAGCUCAGAAUACACACAGUGUCCCCCACGCUUUCUAUUAUUCCCUUCCAGCUUCUAUACUUUGGCCGUCAUUCAUUGUUGCAACAGCUGCUGCAAUAGUUGCUAGUCAAGCCACUAUAUCGAUGACAUAUUCGAUUAUCAAGCAAGCACUUGCUCUAGGGUGCUUCCCCAGAGUGAGGAUUAUCCAUACGUCCAAGAAGUAUCGAGGCCAGAUAUACAGUCCUGAUAUCAAUUGGAUCCUUUUGAUAUUCUGCAUCGCUGUCACUGCUGGAUUUAAAAACCAAAGCCAGAUAGCAAAUGCAUAUGGUACUGCUGUGAUAAUGGUUAUGCUUGUGACAACAUUUCUCAUGGUCCCCAUAAUGCUGCUGGUGUGGCGCAGCCACUGGACCUUGGUCAUUCUUUUCACCACGCUGUCAUUGAUUAUUGAAAUUCCAUACUUCACUGCUGUGGUGCGGAAGAUCGAUCAGGGUGGAUGGGUUCCUCUUGUGUUUGCCGCUGCCUUCCUCGUCAUCAUGUAUGUAUGGCACUACGGUACACUCAAGCGCUACGAAUUCGAGAUGCACAGCAAGGUGUCCAUGGCAUGGAUCCUAGGCCUUGGUCCAAGCCUUGGUCUUGUCAGGGUGCCCGGUGUCGGCCUGGUGUACACUGAGCUGGCGAGCGGUGUUCCUCACAUUUUCUCACACUUCAUCACCAACCUCCCGGCCAUACACUCCACCCUGGUCUUCGUCUGUGUGAAGUACCUUCCUGUCUACACCGUGCCACUGGAUGAAAGGUUCCUUGUGAAGCGAAUCGGCCCCAAGAACUUCCACAUGUUCCGCUGCGUGGCGCGGUAUGGCUACAAGGACAUUCACAAGAAGGAUGAUGACUUCGAGCAGAUGCUCUUAAACAGCCUGAUGCUCUUUGUCCGGCUGGAGAGUAUGAUGGAAGAGUACACAGACUCUGAUGAGUACAGCACCGGCCAUGAGCUGAACCAGGCAGGCAACGCCAACCCAAGAAUCAAUGGCAUCAACAACAGUUCAAACAUGGAGCUCAGCUACACAUCCCACGACUCCAUUAUACAGGUGCAGUCCCCAAACCAUACUGGGAACAGCCAGUUGAUGUCGUCAGGCCAGACGUACCAGACGGUGGGCGACGAGAUCGCGUUCCUGAACGCGUGCAGGGACGCUGGGGUGGUGCACAUCCUUGGGAACACGAUCAUCAGGGCUCGCAGGGAUUCGGGGUUCCUAAAGAAGAUUGCUAUCAACUACAUGUAUGCUUUCCUUAGGAAGAUCUGCAGGGAGAACAGUGCCAUCUUCAAUGUUCCCCAUGAGAGCCUACUGAAUGUUGGGCAAGUGUUCUAUGUGUAAGCACUGAAAGUAAAUACAUACAAGUAGAUGAGAUGUUCUUCAGCCUCAGAACUACUCAAGAGAAGAUAGCUGUGUUUGUUCAUAAUAGCUAAUAGGAGGGCGUCUUUGUUGAAAGAAUUGUACAGCAUCAUAUAUGUGUGAGCACUUGGAGCCUGAUCAAUAGUGGCCAUGUUCGUUGUGUAGAACUUGUGCUGAAUGCACAUGUGUAAUGGCUGGUUGUUAAAUCCAGAGUAAUUUUGCUGCUAUAUUUGCCA
Setaria italica (foxtail millet) is the source of this 3148-nucleotide messenger RNA. Its product is annotated as potassium transporter 18. Gene Ontology annotation, cellular component: membrane. Lineage: Eukaryota; Viridiplantae; Streptophyta; Magnoliopsida; Poales; Poaceae. Gene Ontology annotation, molecular function: potassium ion transmembrane transporter activity. The record is from RefSeq and is a predicted model, not a curated record. The transcript has 10 exons. The coding region runs from base 528 to 2894 and encodes 788 amino acids. Gene Ontology annotation, biological process: potassium ion transmembrane transport.